Molecule: messenger RNA, 4318 nt
Organism: Stegastes partitus (bicolor damselfish)
Lineage: Eukaryota; Metazoa; Chordata; Actinopteri; Pomacentridae
Product: mannosyl-oligosaccharide 1,2-alpha-mannosidase IA
Exons: 12
Coding region: 943-2880 (645 amino acids)
Biological process (GO): carbohydrate metabolic process; mannose trimming involved in glycoprotein ERAD pathway
Cellular component (GO): extracellular exosome; endoplasmic reticulum; Golgi membrane
Molecular function (GO): mannosyl-oligosaccharide 1,2-alpha-mannosidase activity; calcium ion binding
Source: RefSeq, a predicted model, not a curated record
CUGGAUGGUGGAUGUGUUUAUUCCACGGGGUUGUGGCAUCGGGAGGGCUAGGAUAACUUCACAUGGGACAAAAACCCGCCUUCUUUUAAUGUCAUCCAGCGAUCUGUUUCGCCCGGCGUGUUGACGCCAGAGGAGGAGAGAGAAGAGAAGAGAGAAAAAAAAAACGGAGGCUGCCGGAGGAGCGCAGUUGACAGAUAGGCGACAUGAAUAUACACGCGUUUCCGUCCACCAGCUGUACAGGAUAGAUGCGAUCGAAACGGCUCCCUGUUUUUUUUUUUUUUUUUUUUUUUUUUUCUGUCUUGAAACGGGAUUCCGGGAGCUUGUGAUGCAGCAACGUGGCUCGGUAUAAACGGGAGGAUAUAUAUAUAUUUAUAUAUAAAAAAAAGAUGCUCGCUUCAGGUUUGGCACCGUAGGGCAGCGUGUUAUCGUGGAAAUAAUGCAUCGACUCACAACUUUGUUCAAAGGCCUGAUGGAUCUGUUUUAACAAAAAAAAAAGUGAUCCUGUUUAUCCUUGAAAUUUCAGGAGACGCCAGUGCCAUUUAUCUGUCAGCACACCCCUCCGAAAGCCCUGCGCUGCUUUCUGUUUUUAUAUGAUUUACAUUUUUAAAUAUAUUCAAAAUUAAAAUAAAUCCCGCAGUGUGUGGAUGUCAGUGAUUGCAGAUCGGGGAGUUGUGUUGCCAAAUGAUUGGUAAAUUGUAGAUGUAGGCAGGCCCUAACCUUCGCUUAUGCAGAUCCAAUCGAUAGCCAGAUAAAGACAGCUCUGGCAGGCUGUUUGUGCUGCUGCAAGUGUCACGGGGGUGUGUUUGAAGCCCCGCAUAUUUAGUUGUGUAGUUUUUUUUUUCUUCUUUCUGGUUUUACGCAAGCCUCCAGGCAGCAGAGCUCGCUGGCAGGAGAGCAGGCUGUCAGAAACACUGUAAGGCGACGCGUCAAGAAAAAGUUUCAAUGGUUUUCCGAAAGUUGCCCGGUGUGUCGGCAUCGGGCAUGGGUCUGCGCCUGUCCCAGAAAUUCGUCUUUCUGCUCUUCCUCUCGGGUUUGGUAACGCUGUGUUUUGGGGCCCUUUUCUUUCUGCCGGACUCGGUGCGUCUAAAGCGCAUUUUUCUCUCCAAGACGGAGAUCCAGCCGGUCACCGUGGGCUCCGGGUCCGAGAACGAUGUCAGGGAGCACCUCAAGAGACCCAAACAGGAGCAGGAGCAUCCGCGGGGCAUGACCUCGGCCAAAGGAGAGACCGGCACCAAGGCGAAGAGUCUGAGCCGAAAGCCGUCCGUCUCCCAUGAGGCGACCGAGGAGCGGCUCGCCGGCGGCAAAGCGCAGGAGGAUCUGACUCUGGCCAGGUCCAAAAUCGAGUCCUCGUCGGAGAGAGCGACCUCCUCCGACCGCGGUGCCAACACGGAUACUUUCAGUUACCAGAAGUACAGAGGGUGUCUGAUGAAACCCCCGCUGGGGAGAGACAACGGCAAGCCUGGAGACCCCCAAACCAACGAGAGGAGGGAGAAAGUGAAAGAGAUGAUGAAGUUUGCCUGGGACAACUACAAGCGCUACGCCUGGGGCAAGAAUGAGCUGCGGCCUUUGACGAGAAAUGGGCAUAUUGGCAACAUGUUUGGUGGCCUGAGAGGAGCGUCCAUCAUCGACUCACUGGACACGCUGUACAUUAUGGGACUGAUGGAAGAAUACACUGAAGCCAAGGACUGGGUGCAGACCAGCCUGGACCUUAACUCAAACGGCGAGGCAUCACUCUUUGAGGUGAACAUCCGUUACGUCGGCGGGUUGCUGUCGGCUUACUACCUGACAGGAGAGGAGUUGUUCAGGAGUAAAGCGAUGGAGCUGGGAGAGAAGCUACUGCCUGCCUUCAAUACGCCAACAGGAAUCCCCCGAGGAGUCAUCAACCUGGGGAGCAGUGGCACCAGUUGGAGCUGGGGCUGGGCCUCAGCCGGGAGCAGCAUCCUGGCUGAGUUUGGAACCCUUCACCUCGAGUUUGUGCACCUGUCCGAGCUGUCCAACAAUCCCAUCUACACUGAGAAGGUGAUGAACAUCAGGAAACUUCUGAACAAGAUUGAGAAACCCCACGGCCUGUACCCCAACUUCCUCAGUCCAGUCAGCGGCAACUGGGUCCAGCAUCAUGUUUCCAUCGGUGGCCUCGGGGAUAGCUUCUACGAGUAUCUGAUCAAAUCCUAUCUGAUGUCAGACAAGACGGACGACGACGCAAAGAGGAUGUACUAUGGCGCGCUGGAGGCGAUCGAAGCCAACCUGGUGCAGAAGUCCCCUGGUGGCCUCACCUACAUGGCUGAGUGGAGGGGAGGCAUUCUGGACCACAAGAUGGGUCACCUGGCCUGCUUCUCCGGGGGCAUGAUCGGCAUCGGAGCUGAUGACGGCGCACCAGAGAAGAGGCAGCACUACCUGGACCUCGCGGCUGAGAUCACGCACACGUGCCACGAGAGUUACACUCGCUCAGCCACUAAACUGGGACCCGAAGCGUUCAGAUUUGACGGCGGCGCUGAAGCCACAGCAACCCGACUGAGCGACAGAUAUUACAUCCUGCGACCAGAAGUCAUCGAGAGCUACAUGUACAUGUGGAGACUGACCCAUGAUCCCAAGUACAGAGAGUGGGGUUGGGAGGCCGUUGAGGCCCUGGAGCAGCACUGCAGAGUGGAGGCCGGCUUCUCUGGGAUACGAGACGUCUACACCAUGACGGUCAGCCACGAUAACAUGCAGCAGAGCUUCUUCCUCUCAGAGACACUCAAGUAUCUGUACCUGCUGUUUUCCGAUGACGACCUUCUCCCCAUGGAGGACUGGGUCUUUAACACAGAAGCCCACCCGCUGCCCAUCAUCCGCAAGAGCUGCCAGCGGGGUGAAGCAACACAGGAUAAGACAGCCUCCAAAUAAGGCCGAACCACCACCCAUCAACUGAGACAGUGACAUCUGCACACACAGAAUCACAACUAUUGCAAACACCAAUUCAGUGCAGGUUCAGAGUCUUUUCAGGAGCGCGCUAUGGACUCUCGAUUCCUUUCCAGUAAAGGAUGUUGUCGUUUUACGCUGUGAUUGUAUAUCCUUUCGCCGGGUUUACUUCCUGCUGGCACUUCUUUUUUGUGGACAAUCAAGACAAAACAUGACUUUCAUGAAAAGAGCACCUUUUUUUCUUUCCUUCUUUCCUCUGUGAGGAAACCAGUAUAACUUGCAGACCCAAAUGUAUGGGAGGAGGGUUGAACUAUGGGCCAUAUUGUUAGAAAGAGAGAAACGUAUAGAAAACCACUUGAGUUUUGCUCCUUGAUUUUGUCGUUUCGUUAAAUCUUGAGUGAUGAAUGAUUUCCUUAGAUUCUCGUCAUUGCAUUUUUAUCCUUUGUGAGUACACUCUUUGACCAAAGGUUUCUUUGCAUUUCUAUUUCCCUCUUUUCAAAGUGAAGUGUUUUGGUGAGAUUUGAUGGAAGGUAAAAAUUUAUAACAAGGAUUGAAUAUUGAUAAAUGUACAGACAAACAUGAAAUGUGACUCUCAAAUUCACCUCUAAACUAAUGUUGAUGUCAUGUUUCUUACUGAAACAAGUUUGAAUGAAUUUUUUAAAAGUUGGGAGGUGGUCAGGAAAGUGGCUGUGUCUUAUGCAUCCAGGGACCUUUUUUUUUUUUUUUCUUUUUAAAAUGACGUCGGGUUGUGUUUCCACUGUAUGCUUGGUUUAUUUCUUCAACGGGACAGUGCUUUCUCAGUUUUCUCAGCCUUUCUGAUCGAAGUAAGAAACGGAGUACUGUCAGUUCUGUGACUGUAAUACAAGCAUAAAAGUUAAAAAAAAAAAAAAAAACAUUUGCUAGUCGGCUCCAAAUGGGUUUUUCCCGUGUCUGUUGUAGGUUUUUCUGCUUCACCUUGCCUUUACAUGUGAAUCCAUACAGCUGCCAAUACUGAUGUUAAAGGCUGUUAGAUUGCAGAGAUGAGUUUUCAUUUUCAUCACUUUUUUUUGUUCUUUUCCCUCCAUCACUGCUCUUCUGCACAGUUACGGAGCGAAUGUGCUGUACAUACAGACGAAGUGAGUGACCCCCCCUGUAUGAGCUUGUCUUGACUUUGUUUUGUGUCUCUUGUUUUUUUUUGGUUUUUUUUUCUUUUCUAAACUUCAGUGGUUAUUUUUCUGGAUUCUCUUUUUAUUUGCUUCCCUCAGGUGUUUCAGUAAAAAAGAAAAAAAAAGAAAAAAACUAAAAAGUUCUGAUUUUAAGUCUAGUUAUUGCUGAUAUUAAUUAUUGUUAUUACUUAUUCUUACUGUUUGAUUUAACUUUCAUUGUUGAAUAUUUUCAAAUACUGAUAAAAAAAGACCUGUGCAACUUUGUACAUUUAAAACAA